AUGUCCCCAGGGGGGUGUGAGGAGUGCGAGGCCUGGCUGGGCCCGGGGGGGUCCCCACGGCCGUGUGGGCCCGGAGCCCCCGCGGAGGGAGCGGCCCCAGAGCUCCAAGAUCCCCCCACUGAAGAUGACAUCUACUGCCGCUGCCUGUCGCGCACCCUGUGCCACACGGCCACCCCGGUCACCGUCGGCUUCUACGCGCCCUGCGGCCACCGCCUCGAGUCCCUGCUGGCCAAGGUCACCGCCUUCAUGCGGGAGGAGAUGGCCCGACGCGAAGCCGCCGAGCUGCGCCGCGGCCACCGGAAGCCGCGCAGCCCCCACGGCUGGGGCCUGCUGGUGGCCCUGUGGCUCUUGGCCUUCUACGAGCCCGUGGUCACCGAGAGCCACCUGCGCCGCAAGAACCUGGAGUUCAUCUUCAUCCGCUUCAGCGCCUGGGAGUUCGAAGGCUGCGACAAACUCUGGGCCGGCUUGGUGACGACGUUGUGCCAAAACAUCCGGCGGCAUUUCGGCGCGUUGCCGCUCAGCGUCUUCCACGUUUUGGGAACGCGGCCGCGUUUCGCUUCCGGCUUCUCCCAGCGCGAGUGGGUGCUGAAGAAAGGGACCUGCCUGCGGCUCUGGGGGUUGCUCCUGGUGCUGGCCGCGGGCAUCGCCAUCCUCUUGGUGGCCUUGUUGGUGCCGGGCAUCAAGGAUCACCACGCGUUGAAGGUGGUGGGCAGCGCCGUGGCGUCGUUGUCCGGUUCUUCGUUGGUGUUGGGCGCUUUGUCCAUCCUCAAGAACUUCUUGAUCAGCGAGAAGAAGAAAAUCGAGCGUUUGACCAACAGCGAAAGGUUCGCCGGGCAGUUGGGUUUCAUGAGUAAAAUCCGCGGCGAGGUGGAAGUUUUGGUGGAUUUUUUGGCGUUCAUGGAAGUUUUCGAGCGCCGGCGGCUUCGAGUGGUGUUGGAAAUCACCAGUUUGGAUCUCUGCUACCCGGAAAAAGUGGCCGGAGUGUUCAACGCCAUGGCCACGCUGCUGUCGGACGCCAACGCUCCGUUCAUCUUCGUGCUGGCCGUGGAUCCCAGCGUCAUCGUGCCGUGCCUGGAGCAGACCGGCUGCAUGAAGGGUUUGGCGGAUAACGGUUACCUCUACCUCAACCGCGCCGUCACGUUGCCGUUUUCCAUCCCGGAAAUGGGCGCCCGUUCCAGGUUACGAAGCGUCGAAGCCGCCAUCCAAACGCGGGAAGAUCUCAUGUACCGAAUCAUCGCCGGCAACGUCGCCAAAACCCGCGGCGGCGGCGGCGUGGCGGCGGCGGCGUUUCCCGGUUGGAAGGAGGUGGAUUCCGAGGCCGUGGUGUGGAUUCACGAAGCGUUCCGGUGCCUCCACGAUGGUUCUGACGUUUUGUCCCGUUACCUCCCGGAGAACGGCGCCAACGUCCGCAGAAUCGUCAACACCAUCCCCAUCACGUUGAGGUUGCUCUUGCACCGUUCCGGCGGCGGCGUCGCCGAAAUCCUGUCCCCUCGCGCCGCGGCGGCCUGGGUGGUUUUGGCCGAUCGUUGGCCGUGUCGGCUCAGUUGGGCGUUGCAAUGUUUGGAAGACGCCGGGCAGGGCGCGGCGACGCCGGAACUUUCCGGCAAAUCCCUUUGGAGCAUCUUCCGAGAGAACGCCGGAGAGUUGAGCUCGCUCCGGCAACCGUUGGGCAAAGUGUUGAGUUUGGACGACGAUCCGGAGCUUUUCCAGGAAUUCCUGGCUCGGGAUUUCCCGUUCGGCGCGGCCGAGGCGCGGCGGCUCCUGGCGGUGACGGUGAAUUUGGAUCAUUCCAUCCGGCGCCAGAUGGGAUUCUUGAGGGCCUUGGCGCGGAUCGGCAAAACCGCGCCGGUGUCGCGGGGGGUGCAGUGUCCCUGCGGGCCCUGAGCCGCGCGGAAGUUGGGAUUCUGGGGGAUUAUUUUGGGAUUAUUUUGGAUUGUUAAGGGAUUAUUUUGGAUUUUUGGGGAUUAUUUUGGAUUUUUGGGGAUUAUUUUGGAUUUUUGGGGAUUAUUCUGGAAUUUUUUUGGAUAAUCAAGGGAUUAUUUUGGAUUUUUUGGGGAUUAUUUUGGAUUUUUGGGGAUUAUUCUGGAAUUUUUUUGGAUAAUCAAGGGAUUAUUUUGGAUUUUUUGGGGAUUAUUUUGGAUUUUUGGGGAUUAUUUUGGAAUUUUUUUGGAUAAUCAAGGGAUUAUUUUGGAUUUUUGGGGGUUAUUUUGGAUUUUUUG
Messenger RNA from Cinclus cinclus, 2219 nucleotides. RefSeq names its product NTPase KAP family P-loop domain containing 1 (gene NKPD1). NCBI's taxonomy places the organism in Eukaryota, Metazoa, Chordata, Aves, Passeriformes, Cinclidae. The transcript is spliced from 3 exons. The coding region runs from base 1 to 1884 and encodes 627 amino acids. The record is from RefSeq and is a predicted model, not a curated record.